AUGGCGAUCGACAGCCGACAAAGCUUUCAAACAUGCACACCGCCGUCGCUAGCAAAACCUCUUAAUGCAUCCGGUGACAUUGUGGGCUAUGGAAUCUUGGCGGCUUUCCUAGGCACUGCGACCAUUACCAUUGUCGCUGUCCUCCUGGCUUAUUUCUUCGAGGCCAUCGAUGAUGACCUCUUAAACGACAUGGAUGGCAAAGUCAUCGCUUCGGUUGGGUGGAGCGGUAGAUCAGCUGCGCGGCAAGCAGACAUUUCCCCUGCUGACAGGGAGAAACAUGCUCGCCUCCGCGCGAAGCGUAUCCGUUCGUUCACGCAGUUCAUUCUGGCACUCAGCGAUCAGCAACUUGUAACUGGGUUAGCCAUCUUGAUCGCGGCCGUCUCGGGCAAAAACAAACUUUCAAAGUUCGAGUUCUCCGUCGCACACAGCCUUGCCUGGUUCUCGUCCACAACACACCUGGCAACACUAGACGUCCUCAGGCCCGCCCUGCGGAGCCAGAAUCCUUGGAUGCUUCAUACGCGCGUGUUUGGAAUGGUGUGUGUUUUGGCCCUUUUGUUGUACACCUCAGUCGAGCUUGCGUUGAUGGGGACUCCCUCGAGCGCAUUUAUUCCCUGCGCGGAGGACAAGCAAAUCCCUCAGAAUCUCCUAGCCACCAUCCCUACUAUGUUACUCAUAGUCAGUGGCUACAUCAUCAGAUUGCAGGAUCUUUACUUUUACGGACGGGGUCCUGGGCCGCUUCUUAGCUUUCUGCGAGCUCUCAGGCUGAAAGAACACAAGUCUCUUACAUAUGGUGACCUUUAUGCGAGGUCGCUCGCCAAUACUCGUUGCGACUUACUGAUGAGGUAUAAUCUUAUCUCUGGAAGACGCGCUGGUAGGGUUUCUGUGGCCUAUUUCUGGGGCUACCUCCAGUACGGCACUGCCUUCCUUUCCACGCUGCCAACUAUCGCAUUCAGUUUCCUUUACGGCAUUGGCCAGCUUGUCAUACGCUGUUGGGUAAAGGCACCCAAGUUGACUCCCGAGUCUCGGGAAAUGGGGUUUGGCCAAAUAAUGGCAUUAUUUCUGCUCAUUCUGCCGAUUCUCGCGGCCGGAGAAGUCUUUACAGGCAAAAAGGAUGACGGAUCUAAGAUGGAUAAUUCGCAGCAAGAAAGUCCUAGGAAAGGGGAUCAUGAUGAAACAACCACUAGCGAUGUUCUACCGUCACAUGAGACAGGUCACGAAUAUGACAUGAAUUUUGAGGUUAUAAAGAAAUACCUGUUUACGACAGCUAAACAGCCGAACGACAUACCGGAGCACCGGAGGGAUUUUUUGCUUGAGAGAUACAAAGUUCUGAGAACCACAGAACACAGAGUCGGCUUCGGUUUCGCGUUCGGAUUCCUUUCGGUUGACCUACUUUUUGGCGUUCUGGCAGCUAUUUUGCUGCUUCCUCUUGAACUGUCAGAGGUUGCAGGAAUCAUGGUAUUCAGUUUUUGGAUAGGUUGGAGGGUCGUGUUUCAAGGCAUUGAGCUUAUAUCAAAAACCACUAAGGCCUGGGGUUGUAAUGAUGCAGAGAAGAUAUACAAGGAGACCGAGGAGUUGAUAACACUAUAUAAAAGUUGA
Molecule: messenger RNA, 1596 nt
Organism: Colletotrichum truncatum
Lineage: Eukaryota; Fungi; Ascomycota; Sordariomycetes; Glomerellales; Glomerellaceae
Source: RefSeq, a predicted model, not a curated record